Messenger RNA from Camelus dromedarius (Arabian camel), 1111 nucleotides. RefSeq names its product THAP domain containing 7 (gene THAP7). Gene Ontology annotation, cellular component: nucleus. The transcript has 5 exons. The coding region runs from base 46 to 987 and encodes 313 amino acids. The record is from RefSeq and is a predicted model, not a curated record. NCBI's taxonomy places the organism in Eukaryota, Metazoa, Chordata, Mammalia, Artiodactyla, Camelidae. Gene Ontology annotation, biological process: regulation of DNA-templated transcription.
GAGUCAAACCUCGCGAGAUUUCGGCCGUGCAGCAAUGGCGAGACCAUGCCGCGUCACUGCUCCGCCGCCGGCUGCUGCACACGGGACACGCGCGAGACGCGCAACCGCGGCAUCUCUUUCCACAGACUUCCGAAGAAGGACAACCCGAGGCGAGGCUUGUGGUUGGCCAACUGCCAGAGGCUGGACCCCAGCGGCCAGGGCUUGUGGGACCCGGCAUCCGAGUACAUCUAUUUCUGCUCCAAACACUUCGAGGAGAACUGCUUUGAGCUGGUGGGAAUCAGUGGGUAUCACAGGCUGAAGGAGGGAGCAGUUCCCACCAUAUUCGAGUCUUUUUCCAAGUUGCGUCGAACGACCAAGACCAAGGGGCACAGUUACUCCUCUGGUCCCCCGGAUGUUAGCCGGCUCCGGCGAUGCAGGAAACGCUGCUCGGAGGGCCGAGGGCCCACAACUCCAUUUUCUCCGCCUCCCCCUGCUGACGUCACCUGCUUCCCGGUGGAAGAGGCCUCGGCCCCUGCGGCUUUGCCUGCCUCCCCCUCUGGGAGGCUGGAGCCUGGCCUCAGCAGCCCCUUCUCAGACCUACUAGGACCCCUGGGUGCCCAGGCAGACGAAGCAGGCUGCAGCACCCAGCCCUCACCCGAGCGGGAGCCAGAGCGGCAGCCAUCCCCUCUAGAGCCACGACCCGUCUCCCCCUCGGCCUACAUGCUGCGCCUCCCACCGCCCGCUGGAGCCUACAUCCAAAGUGAGCACAGCUACCAGGUGGGCAGCGCCUUGCUCUGGAAGCGGCGGGCUGAGGCCGCACUGGAUGCCCUGGACAAGGCCCAGCGCCAGCUGCAGGCCUGCAAGCGGCGGGAGCAGCGGCUGAGGCUGCGGCUGACCAAGCUGCAGCAGGAGCGGGCACGGGAGAAGCGGGCGCAGGCGGAUGCCCGCCAGACUCUGAAGGACCAUGUGCAGGACUUCGCCAUGCAGCUGAGCAGCAGCAUGGUUUGAGCGAGGGGCUGCCCGCCAGGGCUCUGGCCUCCUUCUGCAUCAGAAUCCACCUGGAGAGGGACCUGAUCUGAGCUUGUCCACUGGACCUGCCAGAUGCCAUAAUAAAGUGGAUUCUAGAAAGAGA